Molecule: messenger RNA, 1333 nt
Organism: Amphimedon queenslandica
Lineage: Eukaryota; Metazoa; Porifera; Demospongiae; Haplosclerida; Niphatidae
Product: probable serine/threonine-protein kinase drkD
Exons: 1
Biological process (GO): necroptotic signaling pathway; protein phosphorylation
Molecular function (GO): protein kinase activity; ATP binding
Source: RefSeq, a predicted model, not a curated record
GGAAGGGAACUAGAGGAGGAGAGAAGAGAAAAGGAACAAGUUAGAAACAGACUACAGCAACAACUUGAAGGAAGAGAACGACAACUUGAACAAGCACAGCAACAAGGACAAGAAAGAGAGAGGCAGGCCAGGGAACAAGAGCAGAAUCUUCAACGACAGCUUCAAGAAAGAGAGAGGGAAGUUCAACAGGCCAGGGAACAAGAGCAACAGCUUCAGAGGGAAAUUCAACAGGCUGGGGAAAGAGAACAGGGUCUUCAACAACAACUUCGAGAAAGUCAACAACAAUUCCAGAGGGAAAUUGAACAAUCACGGCAACAAGGACAAGAAAGAGAGAGGCAAGUUCAGAAUCUUCAACAACAGCUUCAAGAAAGAGAGAGGGAAAUUCAAGAGGGUGAGGAAAGAGAACAGGGUCUUCAAGGACAGCUUCAACAAGCUCAGCAGCAGCUUCAGGAAAGUCAAGAAAGAGAGAGAGGCCUAGAGCAGCAACUAAGAGAGAGAGAUAGACAAGAGAGAGAGUCUUCCUGGGUAGUUAGCAGAAAUGAUAUUAGAAUGACAGAAAGGAUUCUAGGGAGAGGAGGAUGGGGAGAGGUCAGAGUAGCUCGUUUCCAUGGACUGGAAGUUGCUGCAAAGGUACUUCACGAGACCAUCAUAUCAGAAUAUAAUGUGUCACUGUUCUCUCGGGAAAUGAAUAUUGCUUCUAAAAUACGUCAUCCUAACCUCCUUCAGUUCAUAGGAGCGACUACAGAGGGUAAUCCAAUGAUCCUGACAGAGCUAAUGCCGACCAGCCUAAGAAAGGAAUUAGAGACUGGAGGACUGGCCUAUCCUGCCAUACUGAGCAUCAGUUUAGAUGUAGCCUGUGCUCUCAAUUACCUUCAUCUCUUCAAGCCUCAUCCUAUACUACAUAGAGAUGUCAGCAGUGCUAAUGUACUCCUUCAACCAAUGGGAGGUGGACAUGGAGGCUUAAGGGCUAAAGUAUCUGAUUAUGGAUCAGCUAAUCUUCAGCAUCUUAUAAUUAGGUCAGUCAAUCCUGGUGGCCCACUUUAUGCAGCACCUGAAGCAGGGAAUCCAAGGGAACACUCUCCUUCAAUGGAUGUGUUCAGUUAUGGUGUCCUCCUUCUAGAGAUGAUAACACGACGUAUUCCUCUACCAGAAGAGAGAGUAGGUCUUAUUGAUGGUAUUAGAAGAGCCUCGUUUAGGUCUCUUGUUCAACGCUGCCUGUUAGUUGAGUAUAGACACCGUCCAACAAUGAAUGAUAUUAUAACUGAACUAAAUGACACUAUUUAAUGCUAACCUGUUUGUAGCUUUGGAGUUAGUAAUUUUUCUAUUUUUUGUA